GCCUGGAAAAUUGUUGGUUCACCUGGAACUCCGCGGAAGCCUCCACUGGAACAAACAUGGAAGCGGUUCUGCGUGACGUGAGCCUGAAAGUGGAGCCUGGGUCGCUGGUUGGCCUCGUAGGCUCCGUGGGAAGCGGGAAAUCAUCACUGCUGACUGCACUUCAGGGCGACGUGCAUAAAAUAAGGGGCCUCUGCAGGGUGAAGGGCCCCAUAGCCUGCGUACCACAGAGCGCGUGCAUCUACAACAUGUCAAUCAGGGACAACAUCUUGUUCGGUAAACCUCUCGACGUGUUGCUCUACGAGCGGGUGCUGUCUGCUUGCGACCUGCUGAAAGACCUAGCCGGAUUUCCUGCUGGAGACCUUACGGAGGUUGGACAAAAGGGUGCAACGCUGAGCGGUGGACAGAAGCAGAGAAUAGCCCUCGCCAGAGCGGUCUACAGUGAGAGGAGCGUCUACCUUCUCGACGACACACUCAGUGCGCUGGACGUGCAUGUGGCGUCGAAGGUUUUUCACAGAGUGAUUGGUAGACACGGAAUGCUCCGAAAAAAGACGAGGCUCAUUGCGUGCACACAGUCUCGAUACCUUGAGCAGAUGGAUAGGAUACUACUUGUUGCUGACAAACAGAUUGCGUCUUUUCAAACUGUGAAGGAACUUGUCAACGACCCGAGAUGCCCUAAGAUGAUUUGCAGUGACGACAAAACGAAAGACAGACACUCGGAUGUGAAUCACAAGGCAAUGCCACUGAAUCAAGAUAAAAAAGGGCCUGCACAUAUACUCACAGAUGAUGAAGUCGAAACGUCAAACUUGAAAACUACAGACCUACUCUUAUCUAUUGUGCGGAUAUGCGGACCCUCACUCGCUUUGUGCUGCUCGAGCUUCAUGCUCCGUGCAUGUGCCGUGGGCACAUAUUUGGUCUGGAUGAAGCAGUGGACAGAUGCAAGCAACAGCCAGUGGAAUACGUCCAUGUGGGUUGGAGGCCUGGCUGCUAUAUGCUUCUGUGAUGUGCUGUUUGGUUGUCUGGGGACCUUCACCCUCGCUGUGAGCCAGCGCAACCUGUCCUACCGCCUGCACAAAGCGAUGAUCCGCAGCGUCCUAGGAAGUUCUGUGGGCUUCUUCGAUGCGACCCCGAGGGGUCGUGUGCUCAACCGCCUUUCCACUGAACUGGACUGCAUCGACUCGCGUCUUUUUCUGGGCUGCAAGCAGCUGCUGCAAUCGCUCACUGCAGGGAUCGCGAGGAUUAUCGUCACUGGACUACUGCUGCCGACGGCAGCAGUUAUGGCAGCUUUGGCUGUCACAUUCUACCUAUUUACAAUGGUGAUUGUGGCCAAAGCCUCGAAUGCGGCGCGCCGGUUGGAGAGCGUCCAGGUAUCGCGCCUUCUACAUCAUGUGGCCGAGACACGUGACACGCUGAGCGUGGUCCGCUCAUAUGGCGUCGAGGACCGCUUCUGCGCACAUUGCUACCGGCUCGUGGACGCGGCGAUGACGGCGCUGUUGACGCUGGUGGACUGCCUUCGUUGUUCCCGCUUCCUCGGUGGACUGUGCGGCUUUGUCGUCAUCCUUGCAUCAGUCGUUUUUGCCAUUCUUCCUCCGGGGCGCAGUCAGAACGUUGCUGCGGAUGCAAGCUCGGUGGGACUUGCACUUAGUUCAUCUAUGGGGGUGGGCAUUGUCGGCCGCACUGGCGCAGGCAAGUCGUCGCUGCUAAUGGCUGUUCUGAGGGUCCUGAACGCAUCUGCUGGAAGCAUCCGCAUCGAUAAUGUCGACAUAUCGUCGGUGUCGCUGCGCCGGCUACGAUCUGUUGUCACCAUCAUCCCGCAGGACCCUUGCUUGACACGAGGCUCGCUGCGGGACGUUUUGGAUCCGACUGGCAGCCACUCGGACAGCGACGUGUGGCGUGUACUUGGGCAAGCGCACCUGACCGAAUUCGUCACACGCCAUUCCAUGAACCUUCGAAUGGACGUAGGGGAUGGUGGCAACAAUCUCAGUGCCGGCCAGCGACAGCUCGUGUGCCUCGCGAGGGCCCUGCUGCGGCAACCCCGUGUGCUGCUAAUGGAUGAGGCCACGUCGCAUAUGGACGACGACACUGACAGGAUCGUGCAGGCUACGCUACGGCAGAGUUUCGCCCAUUGCACCGUACUUACGAUCGCGCACAGGCUCGAGACUGUACUAGACUACGACAAGAUCCUGGUGAUGUCCAAAGGUCGCGUAAUGGAGUUCGCUUCCACGCAGAAGCUGGCCUCUAAUCGAAAUUCCGCAUUCCACGCUAUGCUGCGCCAAGCUGGUCUGGUACCGAACUGCGAUUCGCGAGUUUAUGAUGAGUUACCUGGUCACAACACUCGUUUGUGAGCGCCGCGAGAACUGCUGCUUGUACAUAGUGAAAUAUCACAUUUGUGCCGAUACAUUUGUUUAGCACGCCCUGAGGGUCAUAACACUGUCAUUGUGCGGAAUAACUUUAUUACAAUGGUAAGACCUUUCGUUCAGGCGAAAUAAAUUGC
Dermacentor silvarum is the source of this 2491-nucleotide messenger RNA. Its product is annotated as ATP-binding cassette sub-family C member 3. Lineage: Eukaryota; Metazoa; Arthropoda; Arachnida; Ixodida; Ixodidae. Gene Ontology annotation, cellular component: membrane. Gene Ontology annotation, biological process: transmembrane transport. Bases 57 to 2342 code for a protein of 761 amino acids. The record is from RefSeq and is a predicted model, not a curated record. Gene Ontology annotation, molecular function: ATP binding; ATP hydrolysis activity; ABC-type transporter activity. The transcript is spliced from 12 exons.